Molecule: messenger RNA, 435 nt
Organism: Cetraspora pellucida
Lineage: Eukaryota; Fungi; Glomeromycota; Glomeromycetes; Diversisporales; Gigasporaceae
Source: the annotation of a GenBank genome assembly
AUGGUUAUUAGACCAAGUUGAAGAAGGAAAUUUGAUUCAAGAUUUAAAGAUGAAUAUCCUUCAAGUGAUUCAAAUCAAUGAUUCAGUAUUAGAUGGGUUUAUUAAUGCACUUAGUUUAUGUUAUCUUUCUAAUGCAAUGAAUACCAAUGAAUUUUUUAUGAUUAGUAAUAAGAAUAUUGUUUAUGAAAUUCCAGCAGAUGAUCAGAUUAUCAAGAAGCUGGCAUAUACAUUCAAAACAAAUAAAAAUGUUAAAACUAUCGAUAAAAGUGGUGCUAAAAUAGAUGAUGAGGAUGAUAAUGUUAAAAUUAUAACUGUUAGUAGUUAUUCAGCUUUAAAUAAUUUAGAAAAUAUUCAUAAUUUUUUGCUUCAACAAAAAGGUUCAAGCGAGCAAUUUAAAUUAGUCAAUUCAUUAGAAAAAUUUAUUAAAGCAAAAUU